Molecule: messenger RNA, 9085 nt
Organism: Hypanus sabinus (Atlantic stingray)
Lineage: Eukaryota; Metazoa; Chordata; Chondrichthyes; Myliobatiformes; Dasyatidae
Gene: rnaseh2b
Product: ribonuclease H2, subunit B
Exons: 10
Coding region: 2221-3003 (260 amino acids)
Biological process (GO): RNA catabolic process; ribonucleotide metabolic process
Cellular component (GO): nucleoplasm; ribonuclease H2 complex
Source: RefSeq, a predicted model, not a curated record
AAGAAGGGUUAAACUUUAAUUUGCAAAUCAAAGCUGAGACAGUCAUUGAGCUCGUCGCUGAUAGCCCACCGAUCCUCGGACACGGUAUUUUUUAUAGCAAAAUCCUGGUCCAGUUUCACACGUACAGUUCUAAUCUACAUCUCUUUAGCUACCUUCCAUUAACACACCAUUGUCUUUUACAUUCCUAAGAUUUCAUACUCCAGCAAAUAGCAAGUUUACAUUCUUAUUACUUCGUGACUUAAUCAUGUUCUAAUCUACAUCUCUUUAGCUACCUUCCAUUAACACAACAUUGACUUCUACAUUCUUAAUAUUUCAUUCUCUUGUUAAAUUGGGUACAUGCAUAGCAAAUAGCAAGUUUCAAAGCUGACUACAUCUCUUAGCUACCUCUUAUUAACAUAUAUUAACACACCAUUGUCUUCUACAUUCCUAGGAUUUCAUCUUGGGUACAUGCAUAGCAAACUGACUACAUAGUUUUGGUUACACAGCAAAUAAUACAAGUUUUAUACUCCAUAAUAUUUUUAUACUCCAAUAGUACCAACCAGCUUGUAUUUAGCCCCUUCUUCAUACCAAACGUGUCCACGUACGUAUUUCAUUUCUUACAUAUUUAUUUAGAGUAAAAUAAAAUAUUCAAUUAAGAAGGCAAGCGUUUUUACACGAAGUAAAACCAGGUGAUGCUGCUACUGAUGGACAGUAAGUGUAUGAAAGGGAGGUCGCCGAAGCAGAUGGAUUGAAAUGCGGGAGAAUUACUAAAUGACGAGGAUGCAGGUGAGUUCGGACGCUAAGUCUUUGCCCUGAAGCAUUAACUUUUUUUUCCCAUCCCUGAUGCUAAUCUGCAAUGCAUUUCCGAUUUUCCCCAGAAUAAGAUGUAGGUCAUUUGGAAUCAAAAUGAGACAUAAAGGCGGUGAACUUUUGGAAUUGUCUACCUCAGAAAUCUGGUAGAGUAACUAAGCCAAGUCAAAACGGAGACGAUGGGAAUUCUAGACAUUAAAGGAUAGUGCAGGGAAAUGGAGCCGAGGUGAGAGUUUUAAAUAAAAGCACAAAACGCUGGCAGAACCUAUUGAAAAAUAUAUCAGACAUAACCACUAUAUAUACCUGAAAUAUAAUCACUAUGCAUUAGCUAUUUACUCACUAUGUAAUCACUUCUAGGUACUGAAUAUUAGUAUGUAUUAUUUUACUAGACACAUUUUGUUAUGUGUUGUUUUCACUAGAUACUUUGUACUCUCUUAGCUGCAUAUUAUGGCACUUACAGAACACCUGUUUGUUUAGCAGCACUAUUAGCUGAGAUGUAUCCCAUGUAUUACACUCAGCCUUUGUUUAGUACGAGAUAACGGUGGCGGACAGGAUACUGCGAGCAGGAAUGUAAUAACCAUAUAACCACGUGAGGGAGGUUGUCUGGAAAACAUAAUCUUGGCCACGAAUAAGGUCCCAAUGCGAAUGGGUGAAAAAUAAUGGUGACGCACCGAGAGCUAGGCAAGAGCGAUUGAUUAGUUAAUGAAUAGAUGAUAUGCAAUUAUAAACUGAUUGGGUGUGCUGAUGAAACCGAAAUGUAACUGAGAUAAUAAAUUACUAUAAAGGAUGCUGUACACCGGAGCUCGGUGGGCUUUCGGUGACAAGUUCAUUGAUUGCCAAUAAAGGUUUAAGCUUCUCGAAGAAUUGUCUGCGUCUCCUGGUCAUUCCAAGUAACCACGACAAACUCAGCAGGCCAGACAGCAUCUAUGGGAUGAGGCAGUGACGACGUUUCGGGCCGAAACCCUUCAUCAGGAGUUUUAAAACCUGUCGAACGGCAGAGCGCGGGUCAGAUUCUUAAGGUCUUUGUUUCUUGUUAGAAGUUUUCAGCAGGAACAGGUAUGUUCGCCUUUCAACUUUCACACACAACCCCAUUACUUGUAUUGCUGCUUCCUGAAUUGUCGUUCUUCUUACUUUGCUAGUCGCUGAGGCGGCGCCUUCCGCGCCCUUUGAGGAGGACUGCACCAAAUGGACAGGGUCGGGGUGGGCGGAGGUAGGCCUUUUUAUUAUACUGGAGAAACACAAGAGGUCCACUGUUCUCUGACUCAGUUUUAUUCGUACUCUAGGAGUUUAUUUGGCUGCCUGCUCGCGCCUCUGUGUGGAGGACUUUCUCCCGCCUCAGGUGGCUGUGACUUCGCUCUCCCCGCCAGUGCGGUGAGCCGAGCGAGGCGGAGUCAGCGGCGGUCGGGCAGCUCGGAGUAGGCGCGCAGCAAGAUGCCCGGCAAAAAGAGCCGUGCACCGACCGCCUCCGACCAGUGGGUGGUGCUUGCCCCAGAGUCUGCUAUUGAUGCACCAAAGAAAAGGGACUCCGGUCCUGUUUUUACUAAGCUUCGCAAUCCUAAAACAGGAAGUCCUGCCUUAUACCUUUUCAGCAGUGAUUGCAAGCAGGUUUAUGAAGUGAAGGCUUUUGAUGAAGACUAUCAUUCUUGGUUUAUUGGUCAGUCCGUUCAGCGUGAUGGAAGGCUUCUCUUUGUUACUCCCCUGGAUCCACUGUUUCUGGUACUUCCAUACUUUAACGCCAAUGAAAAGCAAGGAAAGUUUGAGCCAGCCGAUCAAGUAGUAAAGGAUGAAGAAUUUCCUGCAUGUGCCAGUCUACUGAAAUGUCCAAGAACUUUGGAAUCACUCCAUCAUGUCACUGAUGUGAAAGAAAUGGGUGAUCGAAAGUUUUAUAAGUAUAACAGAGAGAAAACCCUUGUGUGGCUAAAAAAGAAGGUUGAACAGACUGUUAAAGCACUGAAGAGCACUGGUGUCUCUGUUGGUGGAGGUGUUCAGUCCAGCAUGUUGAUAAGAAGUAAACAAGUCACAGAAGCAACAGAAGAGGACUACAUACGAUACGCUCAUGGUUUGCUGUCAGAUUAUAUUUCCAGUGGUCUAAAUACGGAGCUCUUCAAGUUCUUGAAGUUGCCAGCUAUUUCAACCAACGCAACAGUAAAUGAACCACCGUCUAAGGUGGCAGCCCAGCAACGCACUCGCAAGAAAACAAGUGUGCAAAGAUGACCUGAAGUGUUGAUUUUAAUCUAAUUCAGUGAGUGAGUGAUGUUGUGGAAUUUGGUCUAACAGAUUUAAACUGCUGUCAGAUUUAUUUCUGCAUUUCCCUUUCAUUGAUAUCUUCACCAUUAUGAGCUGUGGUUGUGGGGUGCUGGGUUCUAGAUGCAAUACUCUUUAAGCUACUUCAUUUUUUGAUCUUUCAAAUGAGACCUUGGGUGCAGUUGGCAGCAUGGAAAAUUACUACCUGUGGUAAUACAAAACAAGUAUUCUUUUCAAACACUUGUCACACAAUCAGAGGGCUCUGUCAUUUCCGAAUUAUCUAAGCAUGUAUGAGACUCCUAGUCCAUAUUUCCAAAUGCAGAACACACCAAUAUCAAUUCCCCAGUUUUCCUAUCAAAAAGCCUGUAUAAUUAACAAAAUAAAUGAGGGUAUGAACUGUUAUGUACCCUGUAACUGGGUCACUUACCAGCAAAGAUAGAGAGGUCCGUUGAAGUCUGAUGGUACUAUUUUUAACAGUAUUUUUUGGUAAAAAUACACAAAGAUAAUAUCAAUGCAAACAUACAGAUAAUAUACGUCGUCAAUACUAACUCUAACAGUGCGGGUAUGAUAAUAAUCAAUAAGAAAUAUGCUCUAUCAUUGUCUAGGGGAUAAUGUAUUGUCCGAUGGAAAUAUAAAAGUCAUUAGCUCAUUCAGGCUGCAGCUUUUGGUUGGAGAGAGAGACGGAGGUUUAGAACCUGCCCAUUUUCCGUUUUAUGAUGUCGAUCCUUCGAAGUGGCGUCGGUGGUGAUCUCUUCCUUAGCUAAGCCGCCUUCCAUGGUAGGGCCUCAAUCCCAGGGUAAUGGGAAAGGACACACGUAGGCCCUCCACCAGCUGUCGCUAUUAAACGCUGUCACGGGACUUCUAGCGUUUCUCCUAGUGCGUGUCAAGGGGCUGUUCCCCAGACCCUCUCUUAUCCUGACUCACAGGGUCUCAGAUGUCAAUCAGGGUGGAAUGAUGCCAUCCCCCAACCAGCCCACGUUGCCUGAGGGCUUCCAUGAAGUACAGUAUUCAAUACACAAUUCCAUCUCCAAGAGACAAUGGCCUUUUCUGUGGCUUUGUAUCGCUGAGGGCCAGGACAUUCCAAACAUCUCUCUCUUUUCCUGGGUCUCCUGACCUGAAUUAGUAACGAUCUUGCGAUUCUCUAAAAAGAGGGGGCCACUGCACCCCUCAGAGUUGGGUACAGGCGUAACAGAACAUUGAUUAUUAUUUCAACAUUUACUUCAAAUAUCGCCCACUUUUAGUAGACCUAUCUGAUUUAUGCAUUCCUUUUCCCCAGUUAACUUCAUAAAGUCAACCCCGCCUACAUCUGUUGACAUGCCAAACUUGAGAGAAUCGUGUCAAAAUUAAAAGCACUCACAAUUAAAAGCUGAUGUCCCAAACUGCUCCAAUGGCAGACUUGGGUAUGUUUUGAGAGCUGGGAAAGCCAACUAGAAAUGGUUCUAGAGGACUUAGCCAAAAGGGAUUGGUCCUUUGUGUUCUUGAAGCAACUCCUGUGAAGACAUGUGGCAUUAACUCGAGGCCAGCUUCAGGCAAGGAAACCUGUUAACUGCAAUGUGCUAUACUCAUUCAGGCGAUGAACUUGCACUCCAGUUUCAAUACCAGUUUGAAAAAGCACUAAGAUUAGAUACCCUGAGUGGGGAUCUUUACUAUCCAAAUGCUUAUCUGACUGAACCGUGAAGGCACAGUGGUACAGAUUGAACUGCUGCCUCAGCUCUAGUAGGUUCAAGCCUGACCUCUGGUGCUGUCUUAAGGAUUUUGCACAUACUCUCUCUGACCACAUGGCUUUCCACUAGGUGUUCCAGCUUCCUCUCACAACCCAUACGUAUGCUGUUUGGCUGGUUAGUUGAUUGUUACAAAUAGCCCCUAGUAUGUAAGUGAGUAGUAGAUAUUGUGGGACUAAUUGAAAAAAAUAAUUGGAGUAUUUUACUCAGUUUUGGUUGCCUCAUUAUCAGAAAGAAGUUUUAGAGAGGGAGUGGAGAAGAUUUACCAGGAUACUGUCUGGAUUAGUGAGCAUAUCUUAUGUGGAUAGGUUGAGUGUGCUAGGGCUUUUCUCUUUGGUUAAAAGGAGGAUGUGCAGUGACUUGAUAGAGGUGUAUAGUAUGACAGAAGCCAUUGAUAGAUUGGACAGCCAAAGACCUUUUCCCAGGGCAGAAAUGGCUAAUAUAAGUGGGCAUAAUUUUAAGGAGUUUGGAGGAAAGUAUGGGGAGGAGGUCAGAGGUUGGUUUUUUACAAAGAUAAUGGUGAGUGCAUAGAACACACUGCCAGUGGUGUUGGCAGAGGCAGAUGCAUUAAGGACAUUUAAGACACUUAGAUAGGCACAUUGAUAAGAGAAAUGGAGGACAGUAGGAGGGAAGGGUUAGAUUGAUCUUGGAGUAACUUAAAAGGUCAGCACAACAUCAUGGGCUGAAUGGCCUGUAUUGUGCUGUACUGUUCUAUGUAAUAAAAUGGAUUAGGGCAGGGUUCAGUGUUUCAAAACGGGUGCUUGAUGGUCAGAGCAGAUGGUAGGCUUACGGACCUAUUUCCGUUCGGUACCUCCUUAUGACUCAGUGACACUGUUGCCGUUAUCAGCAUUUGACAGCUACUGAAAACAAAUUGAUUCUCUCCUCACCAGCCUAUCUAUUGUAGAUGCAUCUGCCCAUUAAUAAUACUGGUAGAAGUGAUUACAGCACUGUUCUGAGGAAAUGAAAGUCAGCUUCACACUGAAGACAAUUCUCAUCAUUCUAUGCAGUAAUUCCAGAGUGUUAAAUGGAAUAGAUUUUAAAAAACUCGCAGCUCAAAACCAGACGUCCAGUCUAUAUAUACCAAGCAGGAGCAUUAGAAUCAGAACAGUAUUCCACAACAACCUGCAUGCCGCUUUAUAUCCUGUUUUAACUUCACUCUGCCAUAACCAAAUCUGGGGAUCAACCUUGAUUCAACUGGGUGUGUAAAAGCAGAUGAUGGGAGCACUGCUCGGUAAGCUUGAAAUUGAAGCCCCCACCUGGUGAUGGGUUAUAAGUGCAGCACUAACACAGCAUGCCACAGACAGAACUAAAUAAUAUAAUUUGUGGACCAGAUAAUAGUUCAGCAUUCUGUAAUGAAAUGAUGGUGGACACUUAUACAAAUUAUGAACAGACAUAGCUCCUGUGCUCAAAACGAUGGAGUCCAGCAUGUAAGUGCAAAAGACAAUGCUGAACUGUUUGCAACCAACCUCAAUCAGAAGUGUUGAUCCAUUCGGAUUCUUCGUGAGAUUCCUACCAUGUAAUAUCAAGAAACUAAACUUAGCAAUGACUAUAGAAUAGAUCAACGCCCCAGCUGCAGUGGUGGAGACUUGUGCUCAAUAGCUAGCCAUGCCAUCGACUUUUGCAGUGUUUUUGUUUCGUAUGGCAGUUGUUCACAUUUCUGAUUGAAGUGUGACCCAGGUGGAGCAGGCAUGAACUUGCCCACUUGGAGGCCAGGGCAUCCUCGUCUGGCCUCCAUUGAUCUUCGUCUGGCAUCUUGUCCAUUGCCUUUCCAACAUGGAUGGCCCUGAGUUGGCAAUGCCUGAUGGAGUCCUUGAAGCACUCAAACCUCCACAGGACAUCAAGGUGUUGAUCAAUUUCAUGGAGGAGCUUUUCCAGUACAACCACAACAGUGCCAUCUAUCCAACAAUGUGGAAAGUUACCAAGGAAUGGCCUCUUCACAAUAAGGUCUAAUCUGUUCUGGUCAUAUACUGCAAUAUUUGCCUAUGCAAAAUCAUCUGCAAAGUGAUGGAAGGAGCCUUCAACAGAACUAUUAAAUGCUUCUUACUUGAUCAUGCAGGUACAGCAGGCAGAUGAAGAAAGCUAAUGGCAUGUUGGCCUUCAUAACAAGGGGAGUUGAGUAUAGGAGUAAAGAGGUCCUUCUGCAGUUGUACAGGGCCUUGGUGAGACCACACCUGGAGUAUUGUGUUCAGUUUUGGUCUCCAAAUUUGAAGAAGGUCGUUCUUGCUAUUGAGGGAGUGCAGCAUAGGUUCACGAGGUUAAAUCCCGGGAUGGCGGGACUGUCAUAUGUUGAAAGAGUGGAGCGAUUGGGCUUGUAUACACUGGAAUUUAGAAGGAUGAGAGGGAAUCUGAUUGAAACAUAUAAGUUUAUUAAGGGAUUGGACACACUAGAGGCAGGAAACGUUCCUGAUGUUGGACGAGUCCAGAACGAGAGGCCACAGUUUAAGAAUAAGGGGUAGGCCAUUUAGAAUGGAGUUGAGGAAAAACUUUUUCACCCAGAGAGUUUUGGAUCUGUGGAAUGCUCUGCCUCAGAAGGCAGUGGAGGCCAAUUCUCUGGAUGCUUUCAAGAAAGAGUUAGAUAGAGCUCUUAAAGAUAGUGGAGUCAAGGGAAAUGGGGAUUGUGGAUGAUCAGCCAUGAUCACAGUGAUGGUGGUGCUGGCUCGAAGGCCCAAAUGGCCUACUCCUGCACCUAUUGUCUAUUGUCUAUCAAUAACUUGCCCACAAAUGUUUUGAUUGGGAUUUUACCAGGGUUACUCACCUCCAAAACUCACUACACAUGGUAAAAGAGCUGAAUUCUAGGCAUGCAAUAUAUGUAACUGACCUUGAUGUCAAAGCGGAUUUGGACAAGUGAGGCACUAAGAACCGCUAGUAAAAUUCAAGUUUGUAUAAAGUGAGAGAGAAUCUCUUGGCUAGAUGAAGCCACACCUGGCACAAAAAAAAAAGUUAGUUGUGAUUUUUAGAGCUGUAGAAUAUCACUAGAGGAGUUCUUCGUGGCAGUGUCUUAAGGCCCAACCUCUUCAAAUAUUUAAUCAAUAGCAAUCCCUCCAUCUUAAGGUCUGUGAUAAUUGCAGAGUGCCCAGUCCUUUGCCUUAUGUAGUGCAGUAGUUGAAGUCCAAACACAGCAAGACCCAAACAUCAUUCACACUUGGGCUGAUAAAUGGCAAGUAACACUUGUGCCGCAGAAGUGGGAGACAAUAUAGUCUCAGACAAGAUAGCACCCAAUCAUCUUGACAUUCAAUGGCAGUACCAAUGUUAACUCCUUUGCGUCCUUCGCCACAUCCAAUAUCUCCUUCAAUUCCACCCCCACCUCUGGCAAUGAUUUCCUCACAGUACACUCUGACAUGUACCAAUGAUGAACAUUGGAAUUGUUAACCUUGUUUAAUGAGUCAUAAUCUUUGCCCUAUGUUUGUAACAAUUUCUCCCUAAUAUUCUAACACAAAUAUGGCUAAAAAUUCCCUUACACCCCCUCUGAAAACUGGUCAUUUCCUUCAGUGCAGCUCAUGUGAUCAUGGGCUUUAUUACAAGAUAACUAAGAAUGAGAAAAAAAGUUUGGUACAUCUUUAUGAAGCCAGCCAAUCACUCCUCCUACUUUGCUUUUCAAUGUUUACAAGGUUUUCAUCUUUACUGAUGUAAUUGAAGCAACUGUAAUAUGUAAUAUUGUGUCUGAAACUUAUUUGUCAAAACACUAAGUAGAAUUUAGAAGAGCUUUUAAUAAGUAACUGAUGUGAUGUUUGAAAGCAUAUACUGUGUAUUUGUGACAGUCUAAGUAAAGAUGAAUAUGACUGGAAAUGUUAUUGAUUUUAGAUGGACUGACUAUCCUCUUAGAUGGACUGACUAUCCUCUGUUUAUUUUAAUUCCCUGGAUAAUUUUUAGAGAACAUAUAUUUUGUAAAUCUUGUUGUAUGCUUGCUUUAAAUAAAAGCUGUUGAAGUUUAAUUCCAAGGGGUGAAACGAGAAACACUUUCAUGCACUGAGAUGUUACAAUAUGGAAUUUGUUGCCUGAAAUAGAUAGAGGCAAAAAUAGAGAACUCAAGUCACUAUGUCCAAAAAUCUGUCCAAGCUUUUUAUAGAUGUCUGGCACAUUGUUUAACUCGGCUUUCAGACUAUACAACUCUGGAGGUUUACAUUUGUUAUGAAAUGUAUGUGUGCACACAAUCUCUUAAGGGUUUUCUGAGCAUCCGCAGUCAUUCACUGUUGUUAUAUGUGAUCACUGUCAGCAAGUGAAAUCUCACCUCAUGCUCUGUAUAAGAGACUCUUGCACAAGUCAAAUCAUUUGUACUCAUCCUUUGUAACUGCCGAUGCUUUAAAAAUAAAAUUAAAAAGCUCAGCUGACGA